AUGCUUCUCCUCGACUACCAGAAUGUGCUGAUCCAAUCAGUCCUGACGGAGCGGUUCUCUGGGGCCGCCCCCGUCAAUAUCGAUCAAACUGUAUCCGACUUCGACGGCGUCAUCUUCCACAUCUCGACUCCCGACGCCAAGACCAAGAUCCAGGUGUCGAUCCAGAUAAAAUGCUGGCGAGACCUCGUCAAGUACGGUGCCGAGCAGGUCCUCAACCGCGAGUAUGGCGAAUACGUUGUCCCUCCUGAGCCUGGCUACGACUUCUCCGUCACCGUCGACCUUGAGAACAUACCGGCUGAAAAGGAGGCGAGAGACGAGCUUGUGAAGAAGAUAUCCCUGCUGAAGCGCAACGCCAUGGCUGCGCCGUUCGAGCACGCCUACGAAGAGCAUUACAAGCUGAAGGAGGAAGCAUCCAAGUUCACGUCCGAGGAGGCCCCGCAAGGUGUUCGGGAGGGCGGAGAGGUCAUGUCGAUCCACUAUCGCGAGGAGGAAGCCAUCUACGUAAAGGCGAGCCACGACAGAGUCACCGUCAUCUUCAGCACCAUCUUCAGGGAGGAAACAGAUCGCGUGUUUGGGAAGGUGUUCAUCCAGGAGUUUGUGGAUGCCAGACGGCGGGCUAUCCAGAACGCGCCACAGGUGCUGUUCCGUACGGACCCGCCCCUGGAGCUGCAAGGCGUGCCGGGGGUGCAGAACUCCAGCACUGGUGAGAUAGGCUAUGUGACAUUUGUCUUGUUUCCUCGACACCUGACACCGCAGCGCAUGCCGGAGGUCAUCUCGCACAUCCAAACGUUCCGUGACUACUUCCACUAUCACAUCAAAGCCUCCAAGGCAUAUAUUCACUCGAGGAUGCGACGGCGCACGGCGGACUUCCUCCAAGGCAAGAACACCUCCACCGUGGCCCUGAGCAUGCUCCGAAGAGCGAGGCCCGACAGCGAGGAAAAGGAGCGCAAGACGGCCAGUGGACGGACUUUCAAAGUCCAAGGCGCUUGA
Messenger RNA from Diaporthe citri, 990 nucleotides. RefSeq lists its product as uncharacterized. Gene Ontology annotation, cellular component: Arp2/3 protein complex; actin cytoskeleton. Gene Ontology annotation, molecular function: actin filament binding; structural constituent of cytoskeleton. The transcript has 6 exons. Bases 1 to 990 code for a protein of 329 amino acids. The record is from RefSeq and is a predicted model, not a curated record. NCBI's taxonomy places the organism in Eukaryota, Fungi, Ascomycota, Sordariomycetes, Diaporthales, Diaporthaceae. Gene Ontology annotation, biological process: Arp2/3 complex-mediated actin nucleation; actin filament polymerization.